CGCCGCCAACUACGCUUCAAACGACUGGAAAAAAGAUAUCAGCUUGGCCCGAGAGGCUCAGAUUGAUGCCUUUGCUCUCAACAUUGCCUAGAAGGAGCCCAAUAUCGCAUCCUCCCUGCCCACGGCCUUUUCGGCGGCCGCUGCCAUGGGAUUUGAUCUGUUCUUCUCCUUUGAUUAUGCUGGCAAUGGCGCAUGGCCCAAGGACGAGGUUGAUUCCUUGCUUGCCAAGUAUGCGGCUCAUUCAGCAUAUUUCAAGUAUAACGGCAAGUCCCUUGUCUCGACCUUCGAGGGUCCAGACAGCGCCGAUGACUGGAUCGACCUCAAGAAUGAUCACAACGUCUUUUUCAUUCCGGAUUGGUCAUUGGGGGCCAAAGAGGCCUUGAAAAGAGGCGGUGGCGUUGCCGACGGCUUAUUCAGCUGGGCAGCCUGGCCCUGGGGAGCUCAAGACAUGGACACUUACACCGACGCGUCAUAUUUGGAGUACCUGAACGGCAAGCCUUACAUGAUGCCCAUAUCACCUUGGUUCUUUACCAACCUUCCCGGCUACAACAAGAACUGGCUUUGGAGAGGUGACAGUCUCUGGUACGACCGCUGGGUGCAAGCAUCAUAUAACAAGACAAGCGCCGAUUUGAUUGACAAUACCCAGUUUGUGGAGAUCAUCUCAUGGAAUGACUACGGCGAGUCCCAUUACAUUGGUCCUCUUUACGACAAAGGCAUGGAGGCAUUCACCAUUGGCAAAGGCCCUAGCAACUUCGCCAAAGAUAUGCCGCACGACGGAUGGCGCCUCUUUCUGCCGUAUGUGAUCAGCCUUUUCGUCAGUGGGAGAUGUCGUUUGGCGCUGCGAAGAACAAGUACCUUGAUAAUUUGAUGCCGGUGAUGGGAGCGCCCUUUGGGCCGCUGUUUGAGCUUGAGUGUGGGCCAUGGCGAUGAGAAUGGGGAGG
This is a messenger RNA of Neurospora tetraspora, 941 nucleotides long. RefSeq names its product glycoside hydrolase. The transcript is spliced from 2 exons. Bases 146 to 868 code for a protein of 240 amino acids. Gene Ontology annotation, molecular function: glucan endo-1,3-alpha-glucosidase activity. NCBI's taxonomy places the organism in Eukaryota, Fungi, Ascomycota, Sordariomycetes, Sordariales, Sordariaceae. The record is from RefSeq and is a predicted model, not a curated record.